Molecule: messenger RNA, 180 nt
Organism: Pseudogymnoascus verrucosus
Lineage: Eukaryota; Fungi; Ascomycota; Leotiomycetes; Thelebolales; Thelebolaceae
Exons: 2
Coding region: 1-180 (59 amino acids)
Source: RefSeq, a predicted model, not a curated record
AUGCCGUCAUACGUUGUGACAGGAGCUUCUAAAGGCCUUGGAUAUGGCAUCAAGAAUGUCAAACUCUACAAGGCGGAUAUCACUGACUUACCUGCUCUGAAGGCUGCUGCGGCAGAUGUCCAGGCGACAGUAGGAGGCAUUGGCAUCUCAUUGCCAACGCUGCUUUUGUGUCAGGCGUAA